Effrenium voratum is the source of this 1579-nucleotide messenger RNA. The record is from the annotation of a GenBank genome assembly. Lineage: Eukaryota; Dinophyceae; Suessiales; Symbiodiniaceae.
CUCAAGAAUCCGUUCUGGACCUGGGUCAGCGAGAUCCACGGUCCAGGAAUGCAGCAUGAAGCCGGCUACCGGGAAGCGCGGCUCCCAGCCAGCGAUGGCACGCUGGCAGCGCUAGUUCUGCUUUCGGCGCUGAAGGGGGCGGACUUCCAGCUGCUGCCAUCCUCGUUCCGGGCCAUGGAGCACGAACUCAGCAUGCGCCCAGAUUUGCUGGGCUUGAUGGCCCUUUGCCAGGGAGUGGCCUGUGCGGUCACUGGCCCGCUCUGGGGGAAUCUGGUGGAUGCCGGCUGCUCUAGGAAGCUCCUUCUCAAGGCCUGUCGGGCGACUCAGCUUCACGGGUUUCACACCCAGUACCACUGGGGAAGCACGUUCCAGGUUGGCACAGGCCUUUGGGGGCUGUGCACCUUUCUCCUGGCGUUUACCUCCGAGCUGUGGGCGAUGCUGAUACUUCGCACCCUGAAUGGCGCGGCCUUGUCGAUGCUGCUCCCCGUGGUGCAAUCCUUCAUCGCCGACCUCACCACAUCCGAUGACGUCGGCCAGGUCUGUGGGAAGGUGUACUGUGCUGCUAACUUCGGCCAAGUGCUCGCCUGCCUCAUAGUUGUCCCCAUUUCGGAGCACUACAUCCUAGGCUUCAUGGGCUGGAGGCUCGCCCUGGCAGUGGUGGGGGCUCUGAGUUUACUGGUGGUUCUCCUCGUGGAGGUGGCGGUGGAAGAUCUGCCCACGACCUGGGACCCGAAGCGUUUCGGCCUCCUCCGCGAGUUCAAAAAGCUUGGGCAGUUCUUGCGCAUCGGCACGUUUCGGGUGAUUAUUUUGCAAGGGGUGUUUGGCACUAUCCCGGGUGCCGCACAGACUUUCACCACCAUGUACUUCCAGUACCUUUCCAUCAACAACCACAUGUGCGGGCUAAUUACCGCCAUCCGGACUGUGGGGGAGGGCAUUGGCGGCGCACUUGGAGGCUACUUGGGUGACAAGGCGAACGCUGUGAGUCCCCGCUACGGCCGGACAUGCGUGGCAAUGCUCUCUGUGACUGCCAGCACUCCCUUCUUCUACAUUGUAUACAUGGCGAUCCCUCGUGAAGCCAGCCUUGGCCUCUUCUUCGCGGGGGUGCUCUUCACCGCAGGGCUGUUGACCUGUUGGGAAGUGCCUGGGUGUCUUCAGCCAAUGGUCAUGGACAUCGUUCCCAGGCGACAUCUUUCCUCCGCCUUCUCCUGGGAUGUUGCAAUAGUCUUCGCAAGUGGCAAUACCAUGGGGCCUUUGCUCGUUGGAUUUGUGGCCCAGGAUGUCUUUGGCUACCACCAGAUGCGGGGGAGUGUCGCGGACAUGAGCAAGGAGGUGCGGGAGCACAACGCCUCUGCGCUGGGCAAGGCGCUGUUCUGGAGCUGCCUGGUGCCUUCCCUCCUUUGUGCUGCAAACUUUGCGCUGCUCUUCUGGACUUACCCAGCCGACAAAGAGCGGCACAAGGAGGAGCUCGAGGCAGAAAAAGCCGACCGCGACUCCCACGAGGCAGCCUGGCUGCUGAAGGACGAGGGCAAGCUGGAGUGCCACGCCUGACUGUGAUUCUCUUUGCGCGAUGCACGGAGCA